Molecule: messenger RNA, 5820 nt
Organism: Tachysurus fulvidraco (yellow catfish)
Lineage: Eukaryota; Metazoa; Chordata; Actinopteri; Siluriformes; Bagridae
Product: capping protein, Arp2/3 and myosin-I linker protein 3-like
Exons: 41
Coding region: 118-5094 (1658 amino acids)
Biological process (GO): cell migration; regulation of Arp2/3 complex-mediated actin nucleation
Cellular component (GO): lamellipodium; plasma membrane
Molecular function (GO): protein binding
Source: RefSeq, a predicted model, not a curated record
UCUCAGUGACUUAGGGAGAGGGAGCUCUCAGGGCCGUACUGGCGGAAUGCUCUGCGAGCUGAAUUCUGUGCCGUUAAAUCACUGAUCAGGGUGAGGAGGUUGGAAGAGAAGGUGGAAAUGGCUUCUAAAGACAUCGCUGCACAUCCCUGUUUCCAGAGCGUAUCCAGAGACCUAACAGACAGCAUCAGGAAGUUUGUCGACAAGUCGGCGAUCAAGUUCGCUCGUGGUGUCAAGCUCGAAACCAAAAAUGGCAAGUCAGAAGACAGGAUUCUGGUCAUCACCACAUGGAGAAUUUAUCUCAUGGCGUCGAAAGUGCCGACUAAGGUGGAGACCACGUUUAAUUUCCUGGAAAUCCGAGCCAUGAACACACACCCGGAGCUGCAAGUUGUCAUAGAAACCGACAAGUCUACCUAUUCCCUCAGGCUGCAGUCACGUGACCAUCGCGAUCAUGUGAUCAACCACAUCAACUUUGCCUUGUCACGAAUAUUUAACAACUCUGUGUUUGCUCCUUCACUCUGUCACUCAGACAGUGAUUUGUCAGAUGGAAGUAGGAAGUACUCUCCGAGCUCAGACACAUCAGUGGAGACACAGAGAGCUUGUGGUGGCUUCUCAGAGACGUAUGCUGCUCUCUGUGAUUACAAUGGUAUCAGCUGCAAAGAGGAGGUGCAGUGGGAUGUGGAUACCAUCUAUCAUUCCCAAGACAACCGUGAGUUCAAUCUACUGGACUUCAGUCACUUGGAGAGUAGAGAUCUUGCAGUAAUUGUUGCAUCUAUGGCCUACAACACAUGGUUCACCAAACUCUACUGCAAAGACAUGCGCAUCGGGUCAGAGGUCACAGAACAGGUCUUACACACGCUCAGUAAGUCCUCCAGUCUGGAAGAGCUGACUCUGGAGAACGUCGGACUCAAAUCUGAUUUUCCUCAGAAGAUGUCUGUCGCGCUGUCUGAGAACCCAGCAUCGGUGAUUCACUCUCUCAAUUUAGCUCAUAACACCUUGGAUAACCAAGGUGUGUGCAAUUUGAUCCAGCAAGUGUGUCGUCUUAGCAAAGGACUCCGUCUCCUUAACCUGUCCAAAACAUCACUCUCGUCCAAAGGUGUGGUAUCUCUCUCUCAGGCCCUUUGCUCUAAUGAUGAUUAUUCAAACUCACUCCUUCAUCUGGACCUGAGCAAGAACCCUGGCAUUCUGUCCGGAGAGGACGCAACGCAUCUGCAUAUGUUCCUGUCACAGCCCAACUGUUUAGUGCACUUGGACCUAUCAGGCACAGACUGCUGUGUGGACUCGCUGUUUGGGGCUCUGCUCCGCGGCUGCUGUGCUGACCUUUCUUACCUCAACCUCUCCAAAAACUCCUUUGCUCACAGGAAGGUAAAGGAGACCCUACCGUUGUUCCGUCAGUUCUUCAGCUCCGCGUUCAGUCUCACGCACGUCAGUUUGGCCUCCAUGAAGUUGCCACCAGAAGCCCUCAGAAAUUUGUUCUUAGGUCUGACCAACAACCCCCAUAUCAACGACAUGCAUCUUGACAUCAGCAGCUGCGAGUUACGGUCAGCUGGAGCAGCUGUUAUACAAGACCUGUUUCCACGAGUCACCUCCAUCGCAACAUUGGACAUCUCAGACAAUGGGUUUGAUGCGGACCUGCUGACCGUGUUUACCGGCCUGUCCAGACAUCCUUCACUCAGACACCUCCACCUGGGCAAAAACUUUAACAUCAAGAGCAGGGUGUUGGACGAAAUUCUGCACAAACUGGUCCAACUAAUACAGGAGGAAGAGUGUGUUCUGCACUCUCUGUCCCUGGUCGACUCUCGUUUGCGUUCACGUGGCACCGUGUUGGUGAACGCUCUGGGCAGCAACACCUGCCUCAGGAAAGUGGACCUAAGUGGGAACGGGCUGGAGGACAUUGGUGCCAAAAUGCUCAGCAAAGCUCUGCAGAUCAACACCACACUACGGAGUGUGACCUGGGACAGGAACAACACCACCGGUGCAGGAUUCAUGGAUGUAGCACGAGCUCUAGAACAUAAUUUCACUUUGCAGUACAUGCCUAUCCCCCUGAGCGAUGUCACUCAAGCAUAUCGAAGUGCCCCAGAAAAGACAGAACAGGCGCUUGCCAAGAUUCAGAGAGCUUUACUGAGAAAUAAUCAAACACAACGCUUCUCCCAGAGGCAAGCUCUACGCUUACAUCAAGGCUUAGUGACCAGCACUGCUGAGCAGGUGAUGGAGCGAUUGUGUGUACGGGUGCAGCAGCAGGUGUGUGUUCUCCGAGGUGCAGUAGAUGCAGAGGAGCUCCAAGCGGCUAAACAGGUCCUGAAGGAGGCUCGCAACUCUCGCGCGCUCUACCCAUCUCUGUGUGAGUUGGCUCAUGUUCUCUCGGUUGAUGGACCGGUCAGACAGAGACUAGACUCUCUGGCUGGGGAACUGGCCAAGGCUGCAGAUAAAGAGCUGCAGGUGAUCGUGGACUCGAUGGUGUCUCUGUGCCGGGAGCUGUGUCCACUGUCCUCCGUGGCGGCAGAGCGUCUGAGUCCUCCUCUGUCCUCUGUUUCAGAGCGAGUGUCCAUCCCUCGUUCGGCUAUUCGCACCGCGCUGAUGGAGAGAGCAGCACAAGACAUCCAUCGAGCUCUAGAGGAGGUGAAGCUGUCAGUAGUGUCAUAUCUUACCAACUCUAUCGUGGAUCAGAUCUUACAGGAGCUCUACUCUACUCACAAAGCUCUGACGCAGCAGGUGUCUCAGGUGAAACAGUGGGAUGGCCUAUGUGAUGGUGGCACAGGUCGAAGGUCACACAGACACAGAGACUCACUCGAGAUCACUGAUGAGGAGCUGGGCACGAGUAUUGACACCAUCGCCAUUAAGAAGCGCAGUGCCAGGACCAGACGAAUCCGACCUGUAUCCACUAGACUGAGUCUGUGUGAUGACUCCAGCUCGUCUCCACCCACCUCGGGUGCUCAACUCUCCUCACCCCUCUCUCGCUCAGCAUCAUGGGAGGGCUUGUCUGCCCUGCCGACCCAGGGUGCACCUUUGCAUCAUGUGACCCGCGUCAGACCGAGGCCACCGAGAAGGCACAAAGGAGGCAUCCUUUCAUCUGACUCGUGCAUUAUCCUACACAGGGUCACAGGGAACCUGGAGUCUAUCCCAGGGCAACCUGGACACCAUGGACAUAAAAAGCACUGUACUGAAAAUGGAUCUGUCACACCGCUGGAUGAUGGCCUGCCUGAUUUUUACAGCAAGCGAGUUUUACCUGAUAGUCAGUUAUCCUCCCUUCAUAAGGCCCACUCCCUCCGGCGAAAGAAGAGACGCAACAUGCUGGCAAUCUUCGGUUUCCGUAGGAACCGGAAUUCCACACUGUCCAAUCAGGAAGCGGAUUCAUUGGGCGUAGCCUGUAGCGAGGACUGUCGGACCGUUGCCACGGCUCCCACUGGAAAUGCUCUUGAGAAUAUCUACACUUUACUGCAGCCACCCAGGAUACCUGGUAAAGGUAGCUGCCCAGGUGAAGCUGAUGGGAGUGUAGAGGACCAGAAAAUGGACGAACCCAGAGUAGGGAUGAUGGAGAUACGCUCUGUCCAAGGAAUGCCCCUCUCUACAUUCAGGACAAACAAACACCCGUUUUACACUGGCAAAAUGAAAUCUGACAUGGAGCCUGACCAUGACCCAUCUUCAGGAACAGCUGACAGAGAGCUUGAUAGGCAGACAUUACGGCCAGGAGACAGACAGGCGAGCUGGGAGAUGGACAGGCAAAGACAAAUCGAUAGAGAGCUUGAGUGGCAAAACCUCAGGAAAUCUGAGAGUGAGACAGAUGGGCAAACUGUGAGACAUAUAAAUAGAGAAUUGGAAAGGCAAGCAUCAAGGCAGACAGACAAAACCUCAGAGAGAGAGUCAGACAGACAGACCCUGAGGAAGACAGAAAAAGAGUUAGACAGAACAACGUCAAGGCAGAUAGAUAAGCCUGCUGAGAGAGAGUUAGACAGACACACUUUGAGACAGAUCGACAGGGAGUUAGACAGGCAGACUCUAUGGAAGGCAGAGAGAGAGUUAGACAGACAAGCGCUGAGGCAGAUAGACCGAGAGUUAGACAGGCAGAGCCUAUGGAGGGCAGACAGGCAUUCAGAGAGGGAGUUAGACAGACACACCCUGAGGCUGAUCGACAGGCAGGCUGAGGCUCAACAGAAACAGUGGUUAGAAAUGAGAAAAGGGGCAGAGAGGAAGUGGGCGGAGCCAAAACAACAGACAGAUACACAGUGGACAGACCUCAGGCAGGUGGACAGGCAGUCUGAGAGGCAAUGGAUGGACAGACAGGUAGACAGACAUGUACACGGACAGCACAGGAUGCCAUCCCCCAUUGCUGAGAAGGAAAUCUGCACAGAUGAAGAUAAGAGAAUGCACUGUGAAGCAUCUAUAAUCACAGACACACACUCUGAUUCAGGCUCCUGGGAGCAUCCGAUGGACAGAAGCCCACCGUCAGAUCCACAAAUGGAACACCGGACCGAGCCAUGUCCAUCAGAAGAGAGAUGUAGGGGGGUAGGCACCAGAGGAACGUCAGUGGGGCGUCUCAUCCUUUGCCCAUCCAAACCGGAGCCACCUCCGCAGAGCAGUAAGCCCAGUUUAGCCAAACUCAGACAGAGACCUCUGCAGGAGAGCUCAGGUACAGAGGAUGAACUAGGAGAUAGUAAUAGUUUCCGAGUGGAAAGGAAAGACAAAGAUGGUGGGAUGGAACGGGUAAAAGAAACAGAUACACACCAUCCACCUAUCCCAGCUAAGCCAAAGACUACUCCAUAUGUGCUGUCGCCCACCGAUUCAGCCAGUGAUAGGAAGAUCCUGCCAGCUACACCACCAGCACCAGCACCAGCAAAACCUACCUUAGCGCAGACUGAACGUUCCCAUACUCAAGGUGAGGAAUGUGUGAGACCACAGGCUCCAAUCAAACCACAGAGGAACAGAAAGGCUUUGUCCUGUGACACAGGCACAGACAGGGACAGCCCUAAUAACCUGGAGAAGCCCCCAAUCCCUCGCAACCCUCCUGUGAAAAAACCUAGAGCCCCCCAGAACAGAAACCAGUCCCUGGACCACCCUGAUAGUGUUGGAACGUUGCCUAGUAACAGCGAGCCCUUGUGACCACUUACCCACUGAUGGCUGACCGGGAGGUUGUCAUGACAACAGAGAUGAUGGAGACAGUGACGACGGCAACAAUGUUGAUGAUGACUGUGAUCAAGAGGUCAUAGAAAAAUAAAUAAAUAAAUGAAUAAAUAAAAGCUGUGAUUACACAGAGAUCAGAACUGUGACAGUAUGUCAAAAAGGCUGAUGAUAGCAUUUAUGUAAAGCGAUAUGCACUCGAGUUGACAUUGAUGAAUGUGUACUCGCAGGUCUUUUUCCCCCUUUUUUUAAUUUAUUUUUUUUUUACAUGCGAUGCUAUCUUUGUCACAUUGGACAGUGUAUCACGAAAAAAAAAAUAAAAAAAUUAGUAAUAUGUUGACUAAAAUGCUUGCAACUCAAAUGCUAGCUUACUAUUGCUAGGGGGCCAAGCACCAAAAAUAAUGUUUAAAUAAUUUAUUAUUAUUAUUAUUAUUAUUAUUAUUAUUAUUAUAAAUUCUUAUUUGUUAAUGACAACAAAAUUAUAAUUGCUAUUUUCUUUCAUUUUUUUAUAGCUGUGUUUACUUGAAAUGGAAAAAAAUAUAUUUGUAUUUGUUUAUUAAAAAGAACUCUAGAUAUUCUCAUGUUUGCGCUCACAGAUUAUGUCUAUGAACGCUCUUAGCAUUCUUUGCUAUGAAAUUUGAUUUGUUGAUAUUUAUGCCUAUUUGCUUUCCUGAGCUGAUGUCUAAUAUAUUUUGUACAAAAUGAGGA